AUGUCCCAAAGCCGCAUCUUACCGCUCGAGCUGAUUGACAAAUGCAUCGGUUCCAGACUCUGGAUCGUCAUGAAGGGUGAUAAGGAGUUCCUCGGUACGCUUCGAGGUUUCGACGACUACGUUAAUAUGGUACUAGACGAUGUGACUGAGUAUGAGAUUACUCCAGAUGGAAAACGCGAGGUGAAGCUUGAUCAGGUGUUGCUUAACGGCAACAAUGUCUGCCUACUAGUGCCUGGAGGCUUUCCGACCACAGCCCAGACCAAUUAA
Molecule: messenger RNA, 267 nt
Organism: Plasmopara halstedii
Lineage: Eukaryota; Oomycota; Peronosporomycetes; Peronosporales; Peronosporaceae
Product: U6 snRNA-associated Sm-like protein
Exons: 5
Coding region: 1-267 (88 amino acids)
Biological process (GO): mRNA splicing, via spliceosome
Cellular component (GO): Lsm1-7-Pat1 complex; U6 snRNP; U4/U6 x U5 tri-snRNP complex
Molecular function (GO): RNA binding
Source: RefSeq, a predicted model, not a curated record